Messenger RNA from Lingula anatina, 3047 nucleotides. RefSeq lists its product as uncharacterized. Lineage: Eukaryota; Metazoa; Brachiopoda; Lingulata; Lingulida; Lingulidae. The record is from RefSeq and is a predicted model, not a curated record.
AUGUUGCAGAGACAAAGUGCCUAUACACAGUGCUAUCAGCUACAAACAGAGGCUUCAGCUCUACAAGACGAAAAAGAACAAAGAGAGGAAUUGCAAAGAGUAAAAGAAGAGUUAGAAAAGGAAAAACAAGAGUUGGAAGAAUUUACAAAGGGUCUGAGAGAGGAAUAUGAAAAAAUCAAAAAUGAAUUAGAUGAAACGGUACAGUUUAUGAGGAAAGUGGAAGAGGAUAAACAGCACCUGCAUGAAACAUCAGAAAAACUACAACAACACUUAGAGGAUUUAGCCAAGGAAAAACAAAAGGUCUUAAAUGAAUUAAAAGAGAGAGAGGAAGUUUCUCAGAAACUAACAGAGGAAAAUGUCAACUUAUCACAGACUACAGAAGAUCUGAAAAAUAGUAUGAAAUCUGUAGAUGAAGAGAAAGAGAAAGCUCUUCAAGAGCUUCAGAGACAUGCAUCUGUCUCAGAGAAACUGACUCUAGAGAAUUAUAGUUUGCAUCAAACAUCAGAGGAACUAAAAAACAGUUUGCAUUUAAUUGAGGAACGAACCAAGCUUGUAAUGUCUGAAAAAAUGGAUGCAGAGAUGAAAUUAAAGGAGAGGGAAGAGCAGACAAAGAUGUUAGAGGAAGAAAAGCAAGCCUAUAAUGAGCAAGCAAAAGAACUUCAGGAAUCUAUCAAGGACCUUAUUUCUCAAAAAGAAACUGCAGAAAAGGAGUUGAAGGAAGAAGUACAAGCUAGGAUUGAAGCAGAAAAGCAGCUGAAGCAAGCGGAGGAGGCUCUGUCCAGACUUGGGAAGGCUGUAAUUGAAGGAGGGAACAAGUAUUCAGAUGAGACCAAGGAAGAAAUGGUUACUGAUGUUGCAAAGCUGAAAAGAUACUUUGAAACUGUUGCGUCAGAACAAAAGAUUGAGUGUCAAAUGCCAAUCAUCAUGAAGAAUGCAGUGUAUGCAAAGAAGAAUUAUAUGAGAAGGGCCCAAACACUGAAGCUAAAUAGAAAGAAGAAGGCAAGAUCAACAGCAGAAGAGCCAGCCAGUCCUGCUGGGGACCUUGCCUUUCUGUACAAUGACAAUGGGAAUCUCACCUCUUCCGAGAUCAAACGUGCUGCUACCUUCAUGGUCAGAGAUCCACACAUACGACAGUCAGCUAUGGCAACAUUGGGUCACUUUUAGUCUCAGAGUUCUCCGUAAAAAGAAAAAGAUAUGAGGUGCACUGAUGAGUAUCUUUCUCUCUUUUAAUUAUGCAGCGUAGAACUGCGAUCAUUUUAAUAGUCACAGAAUUAACAACCUUAACACAGAAAUUUUCCACAACUGUCACACCUGUUAAUAAAAGCAAAAAAAAGCAAGCAGUAUUUUAUUGAUAGUAAUAGUAUAAUGACUUAUUGCAACUUCAGUAACUGUAAUAUGUCUACAUAUAGAUAGAUAGACAGAUAGAUAGACAGAUGGCCAUCUUUGCUACGUUCAAAUUCAUAAGAAGUAAUAGUAUGCUGGUAUUGUCAACUGUUAUAGGGCAUUUAAUACUAGAAAUCAUCUUGCCAUGAAAAUGUAGUUCUUUUAAUACUCAGGGAAAGUACGGUAAUGGUUUUUUUUUUUUUUUUUUUUUUUUUUGUAUUGCUGAAAAGAAAUGCACUUUUUGUGAUUAUACUGCUAUACUUUCUUAUCUUUCUGGUGGCUCAUUAAAUAAAUAUCUGUUAAAAAGGUUUGUGCAUUUUGUGAUAAUUUUUGCACAUUUCUUUAAUUAUAUCCAAGAAAUGAGUGGUUGUUAGAGCAGUUUCUGGACAAAAGACAAGACUCUCGAGAAUGAGAUGUCUUCUAAUUGACAAAAGUUUGAUAUUCUUGAAAGGUAUUUGCAAAGGGAUUAUGAAUAAAUACUUUAUAAAAUAUUUGGAAUCUUUUUUCCACUUAAUUCAUUUUUUACAGCAAAAAAAUCAAAAUGACUGAUCUUCUUUAAAAAAAUAAUGAAAUAAGUAUUUGUAGUAUCUUUUGUAAUAUACACUACUAGUCAUUUCAACAUUAAUUUAUUGAUAACUGGGGAAAUGGUUGAGUUUGAUCAUAAAGAAUAUAAUCAAACUCAUUGCACAUUUAUGACUUUAUAUACUUAUAUAAUGCAAGUGUAACUGGCAAUGACGAUUCAUAUAGGUUAAUACUGUGCUGUUGUGCUGUUACAUGUCUGUUGAUUUAACUUCUAAUCUAGAUUAUGCAAUGUGAUCCUGAAAUUUGAAUAUCACUUUGAUACAAGAUAAUUUAUAUUUUCAUAUAUGAAGAUUUUUCACUCAUUGUUACAGCCACAUACAUAAUUGUUCAUAUAAUGUUAACCAUGGGUAAUUUCACAUAAAAUAUAAGGUACAAAAUGGUCACAGUGUUUAGAUAUAUUAUGUUAAUAUAUUUUAUUAUUUAUUAGCUUGCAUCCUUGUAAAUUAUUUAAUGUGUCAAAUAAUAUGCUAAGUUUGAAACCUGUUGAAAGAUUUAUUUAAAUCAAAAAUUAAAUAACAAGUUUUUUUUUUUUUUAAGGAUAAAGUCCCAAAUUGAACUAUUAGCUUUUUGCCAUGGCUGAAAAUUUGUCCAAACGUUCCUAAACAUAAAUGCCAUUUCCUAUGAGGAAUAUAUGCAUUUGUUAUUUUACAAAGUUAUACUCACUUUUUCAUGAUGUCUCAACCAAUUAAUACUAGAUUAAAAUGAGUACAUGAGUGUCAGGCAAACUAUCAGGUUAUCUAACAUCUGUCAAGUUGCACUUGAAGAAUUGUGCUUAAAUAGAUGCAUUUCUUAUUUUGAAAAAUUUACGUUGAAGUUGGAAGAUUGCUGAACUUGAUUUCAAUAAUCAGUGUUGCUUAGUUCAGGAAUGUUUUUCUUUCAGAUAAAUAUAUAUAUUUUUUAAUUUAUGAUUUGCAAUUAAGAAAUUUUUUUUUUCUGUUAACACUAAGUGAAAUAUUCAGAUAAUCAUAACAUAUUAUUAUCGUUAUUACUGAUUUGGGCCUAAAUUAGUGCAAUUAUCAUUUCAUAACUGACAGUUACGAGACCUUGGUAUCUGCUGAUUCCUUUAAUAUGAUAUUUUUUAG